This is a messenger RNA of Lachancea mirantina, 969 nucleotides long. The record is from the annotation of a GenBank genome assembly. Lineage: Eukaryota; Fungi; Ascomycota; Saccharomycetes; Saccharomycetales; Saccharomycetaceae.
AUGACUUCCCAAACCCCUAAAGUAGUAUACGGAGCUUAUCCACUUGCGACUCUGUCGCAGGAGGACAGAGACGCUGUCUACAAGAUUUUGGACAAGCACAAUAUUGCAGAACUCGACACUGCAAGAAUCUACCCAGGUAGUGAGGAAGCGCUUGGUAAGCAAGAUGCUGGUAAAAAAUACAAGAUUGACACGAAAGCGGCUGGUUUUUCCGAGAACUCGAACAAUGAUGCAGGCAUUAGAAAAUCCAUCAAGGAAUCUUUGGAAUUAUUGAAACUCGACAAAGUGUAUAUUUACUAUUUGCACAGCCCAGACCCAUCGACUCCUCUAGAGGAGACGUUGGCCACUAUCAAUGAGCUUUACAAAGCUGGGAAGUUCGAAAAAUUCGGUAUCUCCAACUACACCGCCAGCGACGUGCGUAAGAUUUACGAAAUCGCCAAGAAAAAUGGGUACCCACUCCCAUCUGUGUACCAAGGUAACUACAAUGCGUUUGCGAGAAAAAUCGAGGACGACUUGUUCCCCGUGUUGAGAGAACUCAAUAUUACGUUUUACGCUUAUUCGCCAAUCGCGGGUGGUUUCCUUGCGCGCUCACGUCAGCAGAUUGAAGAAGCAGCGGAAGGUGGACGUUUUGACCCUUCGAGUUUUAUUGGCCAAAUGUACCGUCAACUGUACGCGAAACCUUCUUUGUUGAAAGCGCUAGAAGAAUGGGAACAAAUUGCCGAAUCUGAAGGUAUCUCUAAAGUUUCCUUGGCUUACAGAUGGGUCGCAUACCACUCCGAGCUUUCAGGCAAAUACGGUGACGCUUUCAUCUUGGGUGCAAGAACUCCUCAACAACUCGAACAAACUUUAGAAGCACUUGCCGAAGGUCCAUUAAGUGCUGAGGCAGCCAAGAAAGUCCGAAGUCUAUGGGAAUUGAUCAAAGACGAAGCUCCAAUCGACAAUUACGUCGUUUCCGCCGAACUUAAGAAAUAA